ACUGCACUCCAUCCUGGGCCACAGAGCAAGACUCUGUCUCAAAAAAUAAAAUAAAAUACAGAGUAUGAACAUCUAAGAAUCAAUAAUUCUUUCACAACUCAGCAAUGUAGAAUCCUUCAAAGAAAUAGUCAAUGUUUGCUUUGAGGGUGUGAACUCCAGCAUGAAAAUACUUCAUGGGAAGUGAUAUAGAGGCUUAGAGAAGUGAAAACUUUCAAAAGUAUCAGACAUGUAUGUUUUACAGCUGCACCUGAGAAGGAGAUUGCUUAUGUUCGUGGCCACCAUUAAUUUUUAUAAAGUCCACCUCAAAUACCUUUUUGAAAACAUUCUUUCCAUAGAGGAAUCAAGUCCUAACAUUAAUAUCUCCUACAAGUGGUUUCUAAUUUGCCAGAGGUCCUGGAGAACUUUUUUCACACACACUGUUACCAAUUAUGAUGCCACUUUCAUGUAGGUCUCUCAGCUUGGCUUUUGUCCAGGCUGUUAGGUGAAAUUAGGCCCAGAAAAUCGGAUUAUUACAUCCCAAGGGAAACAACUGAUAAGCAGCAGAUGAUUGUUCAUCUCCUUGCUACUUGCUGGUGUUGAGGUGUUGCUAGUUGCAAAGCCAAUUUGUUAACAAUUAGUGCUCAUUAGAAUCAUUUCCUGUUAUCGAUUCUAAACAUGUGACAAAGCACUUUUAGGAAAUUGGACCCCCAAAAGUAACUAUACCUCAGUGAUGAGCAAUUAAAAAUCUCGAGAUGCAGUGUAAUUCCUAACCAGAGUCAUCAGUUUCCAAGUAAUUAUUUUUGCUUUGGAACCCACCUGCUAUCCUGUCCAGUUUAGAGAUGUGCUGGAACAGGGACAUACUUCUUAAUUAGCAGAGGUUGUGGAUAAGUCAGUGUGGGAACAAAAGGAAUUUUCUUUUAUUAUCUGCUUUAGCUGUUUGUAGCAUAGCUUUAAGGGACAAAAACUGCCAGCUUGCAAUACAACACAUGUAUUUGCAAGAGUGUGAAAUUAAAUGCAUUACUUCUGUUAUCUAAACAUCUAAGCUUAGUUUUUAAGUCUCUGUUCACCUUUGAUCACAAUGAACUCUAAAUAUAGAAUCAUAAAUGGAGUCAUUGUGCAUUACAUUCAAGUUUAAAUAUUGCCAGUAUCAGCUUUCUAAAAUAUUAUAUAUGACCUUAAUAAAAUUAGCAUAAAUACUAUAGGCAUUUGAAAUUUUUCUUAGAAAAGGCAUUGUGUUGAUCUACUUUUUGAAUAUAGAUCUACAUGCGUUAUAUGCUACAAAUAUAUACUCAAUAGAUGGGCCUUCAUUAUCUAAUUAAAAUAUUAAUUAUCUGUACAACUAUCAACUGCUAAUACUUGCCAAAUAUUCUUUAGAAUUAAGAGAAUAUCCCUUAUUUCCUCCUUUGUAAGUAAUGGUCUUUACAUAUGAACUAUUCAGUUAUUUUUGUAGUAUCAGAAUAAAAACUCAAUGAUACCUCUCUGCCUUCUCUUCCUUUUCCAUAUCACCCACUAAAUUUUCCUUUGCUUCUGUAUUUAUUUUAUAAAUGUAAAGAAUUAUCCCUACUCAUUUUCCCCUAGGUUUAAUAAUGCUAAAAAUAUUUCUUCUUGUUGCAGAGCAUGGAGAUGUAAACUAUGUAUAUUUCUGUUUCUGAAUUUCUUAUUCCCAUAUUAAAAGCUUAUAUCAAUGGAGAAAUUAAGUGUAUGUUUUUUUUUAAUGCCCUAUGUGGAACCCCUCUAUCCUUAAUAAACAGAGAUGGUAUUGACACAAAUGAAUUUUGUUUAACCACACUACAUUUGCUUCUUAAUUAGUGAAUAUUCAUCUGUCAUCAGCAGCAGCUAUGACACCCCUCCCUGCUAACAUGUUCUGUCAUAAAUAAUCAAUGAGGCACUAUUAAUAUUCAUGAGCUGGAAUCUGUGUAGUCAUGUGCACUGAUGCAGAGACGGGGGAGUGUUGCCAUGAACUGACUGGAAACUCUGUGUGUGUAUCCGUGAGUACAAGAUACUUAGGGAAAGCGAAGAAGAGCAUGCUGCUACACACCACUCUGGCUUACGCUUCCAGCUAACAGCGGUUUGUCUGUGUUUCUGGACUGAAGUGACUGAUGAAAAACAGUAGUCAAGUCUGGAGGGUGAUUCCCUUUCAGUUCACUUGCCUUUCAGUUCUGGGGAAAUUAGAAGAUUUGCUCUCUCUCUCUGCUUCUUAGAAUGGGCUGCAAUUUGUGCACUUUUCAGAAAAGAGAGGAACACUACAAACUGCUGUAUGAAGUUUCCCAGGUCAAUGGGAAGGAUCUUUCGAAGGCCACCCACGAAGAGGCAGUGGAAGCCUUUCGCAAUGCCAAGGAGCCCAUUGUGGUGCAGGUGUUAAGGCGAACACCUCUUAGUAGACCGGCCUAUGGGAUGGCUCCAGAAGUGCAACUCAUGAAUGCCAGCACUCAGACGGACAUCACCUUCGAACACAUCAUGGCCCUGGCCAAGCUUCGGCCACCUACCCCUCCAGUGCCAGACAUCUGUCCAUUCCUGCUCUCAGACAGCUGCCAUUCUCUGCAUCCAAUAGAGCAUGAAUUUUAUGAGGACAAUGAGUAUAUUUCCAGCUUGCCUGCUGAUGCAGACAGAACAGAAGAUUUUGAAUAUGAGGAAGUCGAGUUGUGUCGUGUUAGCAGUCAAGAGAAGCUGGGCCUGACAGUCUGUUACCGAACAGAUGAUGAAGAAGACACCGGCAUUUAUGUCAGCGAGGUUGACCCAAAUAGCAUUGCUGCCAAAGACGGCCGGAUUCGAGAAGGGGAUCGGAUUUUGCAAAUAAAUGGGGAAGAUGUCCAGAAUCGAGAAGAAGCCGUGGCCUUGCUGUCUAACGAUGAGUGUAAGAGAAUCGUGCUGCUUGUUGCAAGGCCAGAGAUUCAGCUAGAUGAAGGCUGGCUGGAAGAUGAAAGGAAUGAAUUCUUAGAGGAGUUAAACUUGGAGAUGUUGGAAGAAGAGCAUAGUGAAGCAAUGCAGCCCACUGCCAAUGAGGUGGAGCAGCCAAAAAAGCAAGAAGAAGAAGAAGGCACAACAGACACUGCAACAUCCUCAUCCAACAACCAUGAGAAGGACAGUGGAGUAGGACGUACAGAUGAAAGCUUGCGAAAUGAUGAGAGCUCAGAGCAGGAGAAUGCAGCUGAGGACCCCAAUAGCACAUCUUUGAAGAGCCAGAGAGACCUGGGGCAGAGCCAAGACACUCUAGGAAGUGUUGAACUUCAGUACAAUGAGAGCCUCAUGUCUGGUGAAUACAUUGACUCAGACUGCGUUGGCAACCAAGAUGAGGACUGUGAAAGAUUCAGGCAGCUCUUGGAGCUCAAAUGCAAGAUUCGAAAUCAUGGAGAGUAUGACCUGUAUUACUCGAGCAGCACAAUUGAAUGCAAUCAAGGGGAGCAAGAGGGAGUGGAGCAUGAGCUACAGUUGCUUAAUGAAGAGCUGAGAAACAUUGAGCUUGAGUGUCAGAAUAUCAUGCAAGCUCACAGGCUCCAGAAAGUGACAGACCAGUAUGGAGACAUCUGGACAUUGCAUGAUGGAGGAUUCCGGAAUUACAACACCAGCAUAGAUCUGCAAAGGGGAAAGCUGGACGACAUCAUGGAGCAUCCAGAAAAGUCUGACAAGGACAGUUCUAGUGCUUACAACACAGCUGAGAGCUGCAGAAGUACUCCGCUCACCGUAGACCGUUCCCCUGACAGUUCCCUUCCAAGGAUGAUCAACCUCACCAAUAAGAAAAACCUGAGAAGCACAAUGGCAGCCACCCAGUCCUCUUCCGGACAGAGCAGUAAAGAGUCGACCUCUACCAAAGCCAAAACCACUGAGCAAGGCUGUAGCGCUGAAAGCAAGGAGAUUUUGGAAGGCAGCAAGCUUCCUGAUCAAGAGAAGGCAGACAGCGAACACAUCCCUUACCUCUCUCCUUACCACAGCUCCUUAUAUAGAUAUGCAAACAUCCCAGCACACGCCCGGCAUUAUCAAAGCUACAUGCAGUUAAUUCAACAGAAAUCUGCCGUCGAGUAUGCUCAGAGUCAGCUCAGUUUGGUGAGCAUGUGCAAGGAGUCUCAGAAGUGUUCAGAGCCCAAGAUGGAAUGGAAGGUGAAAAUUAGGAGCGACGGGACACGGUACAUCACAAAGAGACCCGUGCGAGACCGCAUCCUGAAGGAACGUGCCUUAAAGAUCAAGGAGGAGCGGAGUGGCAUGACCACAGACGAUGACACCAUGAGCGAGAUGAAAAUGGGGCGCUACUGGAGCAAAGAGGAGAGAAAGCAGCACCUGCUUAGGGCCAAAGAGCAGCGCCGCCGCCGUGAGUUCAUGAUGCGCAGCCGGUUAGAGUGUCUCAAGGAGAGCCCUCAGAGUGGCAGUGAGGGCAAGAAGGAGAUCAAUAUCAUUGAACUGAGUCACAAAAAGAUGAUGAAGAAGAGAAACAAGAAAAUUUUGGACAACUGGAUGACAAUCCAAGAACUGAUGACCCAUGGGGCCAAGUCUCCAGAUGGCACAAGAGUCCAUAAUGCCUUCUUGUCGGUGACCACUGUAUGACCGAAUGAAUGGAAUGCAUGUGACUGAUUUUCAGAGGAUGCUACCAGUUUCGGUAGAGUAUGAUUGCCUCGUUCAAUGUGGCGUUUUUAUAUAUAUUUUGUGACUCUUUAUAGUUUAAAUUUUUUGUAAGCAAGAAAUACCUGGUAAAUUUUCAUUUGUUUUUCAUAUACUGGUACCUUCGUUUUGGCUGAGAUCUUUCUUUUACUUGUGAUAUAUUCAUAUUACUCGUUUAUUAAAAAAAUCAAAAACAAAAGGAAAGAAAACAAAAAAAAACUUGCACAAAAAUACUGAGGAGCCAAUUAAUUUCCUACUUCAAUGUAUCUAAUGUAAGUGAAAAUCUGGAUUUAUUUCUCUAGUUUACUUAUUUUCUACUUUAAUAACAACUUAAUGCCAAAACAUUUCUAUGCUUGUUUCUUGGCAUAAUAUGUUUGAAAUCAAACCUGUCUGUAAUAAAUCAUGUGCCACAUCUUGUCUUACACAUAAAAGCCACUGCUUUUUAACAUCCCAUUGUACAUUUAACAUAUAAAUGGUGUUAACAUCUCAUUGUACAUUUAACACAAAAAUGGCCAUUGUCUUUGUCUCAGUAAAGUGUAGGUGGACAAUCUUCCUGUGAUAUGUAGUGACAUUGGUCAUGUAGCUAGAUAAUGGUGGUAAUUGUGACAAUUAAAGAGAAAUAAAUUAUUGAUUAUCCUUCAGAAAA
This is a messenger RNA of Cercocebus atys (sooty mangabey), 5215 nucleotides long. RefSeq names its product PDZ domain containing ring finger 4 (gene PDZRN4). Gene Ontology annotation, molecular function: protein binding. The record is from RefSeq and is a predicted model, not a curated record. Bases 2182 to 4515 code for a protein of 777 amino acids. The transcript is spliced from 8 exons. NCBI's taxonomy places the organism in Eukaryota, Metazoa, Chordata, Mammalia, Primates, Cercopithecidae.